Messenger RNA from Harpia harpyja (harpy eagle), 1041 nucleotides. It is a transcript of the gene ANXA10, whose product is annotated as annexin A10. Bases 1 to 1041 code for a protein of 346 amino acids. Lineage: Eukaryota; Metazoa; Chordata; Aves; Accipitriformes; Accipitridae. The transcript is spliced from 12 exons. Gene Ontology annotation, molecular function: calcium ion binding; calcium-dependent phospholipid binding. The record is from RefSeq and is a predicted model, not a curated record. Gene Ontology annotation, cellular component: cytoplasm.
AUGGAGCCUCAUGUACCAUCUGGCCAAACAGCACUUGGCACUCCACACUGCUGCAAACGGCACGUGCCUAGAAAACUUCUGCAGAUACAAGGAACAAUUUUUCCCGCUCCAAAUUUUAACCCUAUUACGGAUGCCCAGUUGCUAGGAGGAGCACUACAGGGAAUUAGUUGUGAAAAAGAUGUGUUGAUUGAUAUCCUAACACAGCGUUGCAAUUCACAGCGGCUUAUGAUUGCUGAGGCGUACAGAGACAUGUAUGGCAGGGAUCUGAUAACGGACCUAAAAGAGAAUCUCUCUCAUCACUUCAAAGAAGUCAUGGUUGGCUUGAUGUUUCCACCUGCCUCCUAUGAUGCCCAUGAGCUCUGGCAUGCCUUGAAGGGAGUAGACACAGAAGAAAAAUGUCUAAUUGACAUAUUAGCCUCAAGAUCAAAUAUGGAGAUCUUCCAGAUGAAAGAAGCCUACUUAAUGCAAUAUAAUAAUGAUCUUCAACAAGAUAUUGAUUCUGAGACUUCUGGUCACUUCAGAGAUACGCUCAUGAACCUUGCGCAGGGAACAAGGAUGGAAGGAUAUGCAGAUCCUUCUACAGCUGCUCAAGAUGCAAUGAUUCUAUGGGAAGCAUGUCAGCAGAAAACAGGCGAACACAAAAACUUGCUGCAAAUGAUUCUCUGCAACAAGAGUUACCAGCAGUUGUGGAUGGUUUUCCAGGAGUUCCAAAAUAUCUCCGGGCAAGACAUAGUAGAUGCCAUUAAUGAAUGUUAUGAUGGAUACUUUCAAGAAUUACUGGUUGCAAUAGUUCUCUGUGUUCGUGACAAGCCUUCCUAUUUUGCUUACAGGCUUUAUAAUGCAAUUCACGACUUAGGGUUUCACAAUAAAACAGUUAUAAGGAUUCUCAUUGCCAGGAGUGAGAUUGACUUGAUGAAUAUACGACAGCGAUACAAAGAGAGAUAUGGGAAAUCACUCUUUCAUGACAUUAAACAUUUUGCUUCUGGGCAUUAUGAGAGUGCUUUACUUGCUAUCUGUGCUGGUGAUGCUGAAGAUUAUUAA